Molecule: messenger RNA, 3021 nt
Organism: Alternaria novae-zelandiae
Lineage: Eukaryota; Fungi; Ascomycota; Dothideomycetes; Pleosporales; Pleosporaceae
Exons: 5
Coding region: 1-3021 (1006 amino acids)
Molecular function (GO): nucleic acid binding; protein binding
Source: RefSeq, a predicted model, not a curated record
AUGGCUAAUGGAGUUUCCGACGAACUCGACCAGGAGACUAACAUCAAGAGUUGGCUAUCGACAGUUGAACCUUCCGUGGAACCGCCCAGCAACACCGCCUUAUGUCGCGUAAGCUACUCCUUCAAAAGUCUGCCCAGCAUCCACAUCAUCCCGAUCCAAGUGACCAGUCUCGCCGAUGCCAACGUCAAUACAGACAGCGAUCAUCGCCCUAUCUUUAGCAAAAGGCUGAGGAAACAUGCCAUCGAAAGCUUCAUCAAGAAAGAGCUUGUUGAGCUUGAGAACAAUUAUUCGCUUAGACUAGCCGAAACUGGAUUCAAGAAUGCGGCGGAAGAAGGACUGAUCGAUCACAUCCUCGUUUUGGACAUCGACAUGGAACAGGAAGUCGAGCGGAAGCUUCGAGAGAUAAGCGACCGGAAGGAAAUUCUCGUCCCCACGGUCGAAAAGCGAGUCAGAAACGAAAAGAUUGCUGAGGCUGUGUAUUGCGAUGUACAGGCUCGCGAGGUGUUUUCCGUCAAGACCGAGGCCACGACCAAAGCCAUGACCGACAAGUACUGGAAGAUACUCAAGCUGCUCAUCCGAGAUGUCACCAUUCGCUCAAUUCCUCCGAAAGGAUUCUUGAGUAACUGUAAGCAGAUACUGUUUGAUAACUGCGCCGAGGACCCCAAUUCGCCGCUCAGGUCAGAUUUUGCUACAGAUGCAUCCGUUUCUUCAGAUUGGUCGUCAUUCUCGUCUUUGAAGUCGCAAGAUGCACUCGUCAUCAAAGAGGCCAAUUUCAUGAAGGUUCUAUUUCGAUCCAACGUUAAGAUCGAUCCCGUACAGCCGGCUCUACAUCUUGAAUUCGAUCUCGUACCAGGCUUAGGGGAUGGCAUCCGCCUUUCCGACCUGGUGCUAGGUGUUUUGGGACCUAGCGUUCUUACUGGUCCUGAACACAUCAACCUUUCGACUAUCCGAUCCAUGCUGGUUGGUCUUCACGUUACCCGUAACCACGGCCUGCCACUCAUUACAACAUCGGGUACUGGAAGCACCGCAACAGGUACUGCAACUGGACAAGACCUUUCGAGCGGAAAUUUGUCGCGCCCAUCACCUCGAAAUAGCACUAUUGUCCCAUCUCAAAGUGCGAACGUCUCACAGUCGUCUAUGGAUACGAACGAAAGCGGUAACAAGCACCCUUUCGUCAUUCAAAACGUUAAGCUAGCAGGCGCCGUUCCGGAUUUUCAGAUCGAGAACGAGAGAUUUAGCGUCCACAAGUACUUUGCUACCAGGAUCCUCAAGAGAAGCUUGGAGUACCCCUCGCUUCCACUUGCCGAGAUUGCUAGAAACACCUGGGUACCCCUCGAAACUCUACUCACAAGCGGCGAUCAAAUGAUCACUCACCGAGCAUUGACGAAAGCUCUUAUGAAGCGCGCGCGUAAGGCUUACGAAUCGGAUGACGACCACGAGCGGCGUGCAAAGGAAGUGGCCAACAGUAUCGUUGAGCCUCUCGCCGGCUUGCUCAAGUACGACGACAUGGAACAAAUUCCAAUCGGAGAGUUCGAAGCGCUCACCCCAAAAGGAUCGAGGAAAAGCACGAAGACAAAGCCGAUUCCUCCAAGGCGUCUCACAUCCUCCGUCUCCAGUCAAACCAUCAGCCUGAGACUUGGCAUUAUUUACGUCGAAGCCAAGGGAGUCCGACGGAGUCCCUCGAUUGUUGUGAAUGACAUAGUCAAUAAUCUUAAAGCGCAGCACAACGAUUCAGAACUCAUCAAGAUCGAUCCGGAGUUUAACCUUCCCACCGCCUCCGUUGCGGACACGAAGCCAUUACUACUCGUACCAGACUUUGGGGGCUCAGCUGAGCUGCGAGCUCUAUACCAGGCAAGGCCAAAUACCAUCCUCGCGAUUAUCGAUAGUACAGGACGGUCUGUAUCAGAGCUUCGCAACAUCCGCGCAGACUUACAGAAGUUCGGCAACCGAAAGAUCGGCGCUGUUACGUUCUGCAUGACAGAGAAGAAUCUUGACCAGUCGAUGCGGGCCAAUGAGGGCAAAGUCAACUAUUUUCCACAAAAGGUCCUUCAGACUCUUUCGGUCAUGCACGGUCAGCCGCUUUUCACGGCCGACGUUCUGAGUGACACCAGCGGCGUCUCAAAUCCAUUGAUCAUCGGAGCACAUAUAUCGCACCCCGGUCCCGAAUGUGCCGAGCACUGUCCUUCGGUUGCAGCUGUGGUAGCUUCCAUCGACGAGCGGUUGGCAAAAUUUCCUGGCUCGGUGCGUUUGCAGCCGACCUAUAGCUCAGCUGCAUGGCCUGGUAAACAUCUGAAGCGCACGAUGGAAGACCAAAUCCUUGGCCUCGACGUUAUGGUAACCGAGAGACUUCAGGCUUGGAAGAAGUACCACCCCGCGGCCGUUCCGUCCGUCAUAUUCUACCGUGACAGUAUCGGUCACCUGGAGAAGACAACUAUCGACAAAGAGAAGGACACCAUCUCCAGAGCCCUGACUGCCGUGUUUAGUACAAGAGUGAGCUUCAACUACGUAGUGGCCAACAAAUGUCGAAACUCUCCUUACGAUCCCCGAUUGGAACCCAGCAUGGCCGACGACGAGAAGGAAUUCUUUACUACCAAUGAGCUCAAAGCUUCCAAUAAAGGCCGCCAGUUCCGGUACUUUGUUCAGCCCGCAACAGAAACUUUGCCUUCACUCGAUCUAAGCAUGGCAGACUUAGCACGGCUGACGUACAACUUGAACACUACUUUUCAGCUCGACAAGUGCGUCGCAAUCGCACUUCCGUUGCACUACGCCCGAAAGCUCGCACUCCACACCUUCAACUACUUCCGGUUUGCCGUUACUAAUCAAUUUGACCUCGUGCCCAGCAUGUUGCGUCGACUGCACAGAGGCGACGAAGAGGUCAAGUCAAACGGUCAAGAGAUGGUGAAAGUGAUGCGCGAGUAUCUCUUCAGCGACGAUCCAAGUCGCAACAACGAAGUUAGUCAACCGUUCGGACGCGACAAUCCCUGGCUGGAACAGCUCGAUGAGAAGAUGUUUUACAUCUAA